This is a messenger RNA of Cornus florida, 594 nucleotides long. RefSeq lists its product as uncharacterized. The record is from RefSeq and is a predicted model, not a curated record. Bases 1 to 594 code for a protein of 197 amino acids. NCBI's taxonomy places the organism in Eukaryota, Viridiplantae, Streptophyta, Magnoliopsida, Cornales, Cornaceae. Gene Ontology annotation, molecular function: nucleic acid binding; RNA-DNA hybrid ribonuclease activity. The transcript is spliced from 2 exons.
AUGGCUACUGGAAUGAAAGGAGGCGAUUCUACUCUAGUAGAGGCGGCUCUACUUCUAGUAGAGCAUGCUCAACUUUCAAUGGAGGCAGCUCCAUUGCUGUGCAUGACUUCAAAUGGACAUAACUCAAUCCAUUUAACUCCAAAUGAGCUUUGGACGGCGCCGGUGGAUGGAUAUUUCAAACGUAACUUUGAUGUGGCCUUCAACUCGGUUAAAAAGACUUGUGGGGAAGGUAUGAUUCUCAGAAACCACCUCGGACAUCCCAUUAAGGUGGCUUUAGUUUUUCUUGAGAAUGUUAGUUGCCUUCCUCUAGCUGAAGGACUUGUACUUCGUGAAUCUUUACUUUUUGUUAAAAAUUGGGGGUAUAAAGAUGUGAUUGUGGAGGGUGAUUGCCAACCAGUUAUAAACUUUCAUGCAUCUAUUGAGGCCUUAAUAGUUAUUUUUAAUGAUAUUAAAUCUCUUCAUAAGGUUUGUGAGGGUUCUUCCCUUGCUUGGGUUUCUCGUCAAGGAAAUGUUGUAACUCAUAUUUUGAGCAAUAAAACUCUUUUAGCCGAAUGUAGCGAUUUGAGUGGAGCGUUUGGCUCUAGUGGCUGUUAG